UCGCGGGGUCCUCUUCCUUAACUCCUUCCUUCCUUCCGGCCGGACUGGCUGUCAUGGCGGCGCCCAGGCUGAGGGCCUGCUUUUUCUCCUCCUUCUUCGUGGCCUUCCUGCUCCCGACCAGCGCCGUCUACGAGGACCAAGUGGGCAAGUUCGACUGGAGGCAGCAGUAUGUGGGGAAGCUGCGGUUUGCCUCCUUGGAGUCUUCCCAGGGUUCAAAGAAACUAAUUGUGGCCACAGAGAAGAAUGUCGUAGCCGCUCUCAACUCCAGGACCGGAGACAUCCUGUGGCGCCAUGUGGACAAGGGCACGCCAGAAGGGGCAGUUGAUGCCAUGCUGAUUCAUGGCCAAGAUGCCAUCACGGUUUCAAACGGAGGUCGCAUCCUGCGUUCCUGGGAGACAAACAUCGGAGGCCUGAACUGGGAGAUUUCUCUGGAUGCGGGCAGUUUCCAGACGGCUGCGCUGGUGGGGCUGCAGGAGGCCGUCAAAUACGUGGCUGUUCUGAAGAAGGGCGCUCUCUCCCUCCAUUACCUCUCCAACGGACAUCAGAAGUGGGUGGAAGCCUUGCCAGAAAGUGACUUUGCCCAGUACCAGGCGGUCUGCUCGCAUGGGACGGGGUCCGUGCACGUCCUCGGAGUCGCUCCCCGGAGCCAUCUCAACGUCAUCACCUUCAGCAUCGAGGACGGAGAAAUCACAAAGCAGGUCCAGGUGCCGGCCCCGUGGCUGAGCAGCCUGAGCGGGACGUGUAGUGCGGUCGGAGAGGCCGUCGUGGUGUGCGUGGAUGCUGCUGCCAACGCGCUCCACUUCUUGCCUUUGGGGGCCGAAGGAGAGGUGGAUCUGGUCCCAUUGCAGUCGCUCGGCCUGGAGUUUGCCGACGGUUUCCAGCCGUCCCUCCUGCCCUCGCAGCCCAAUCCGGCCGGCGCUUCCCGGGCCCAGUUCUUCCUGCGCUUGUCCCCGAGCCACUUGGCCUUGCUGCAGUACAAGGAGGGCGUGCUGAGCCUCCUCCGGGACUUCCCGCAGGCUGCCCUUGCGACCUUUGCCACCACCAGCGAGAAGACUGUGGCUGCGGUCCUGACCUGCAAAGGCGACGUGAAAGCUGGGCAUCCCGAGGCCUCCACUUCGGUUAGAGAGACUCCGACGCAGGAGCCCCUGACCUGCUUCAACCAGUCCUAUGCGGUCAACUUAUACUUGGCUGAAACCGGGCAGCGGCUGCUGGACACAACCAUUGGGUUCACCUUGGAGAAAAGCAGCUCCCGGCCGGAACAGCUUUACAUCCAGGUCUUUUUGAAGAAAGACGACUCGGUGGGAUACCGGGCCUUGGUGCAAACGGAGGACCACAUGCUCCUCUUCCUCCAGCAGCCGGGAAAAAUUCUCUGGAGCCGGGAGGAAUCCUUGGCCGAAGUGGUCAGCUUGGAAAUGGUGGACUUGCCGCUGACGGGGGCCCAGGCCGAGCUGGAAGGCGAAUUUGGAAAGAAAGCAGCGAUUCAAGACGGUUUGCUGGGGAUGUUCCUCAAGCGCCUGUCCUCGCAGCUCAUCCUGCUCCAGGCCUGGACCGCUCACCUCUGGAAGAUGUUCUACGACGCCCGGAAGCCCCGCAGCCAGAUCAAGAACGAGGUCAACAUCGACAACUUGGCCCGGGACGAAUUCAACCUGCAGAAGAUGAUCGUGGUCGUCACGGCGUCCGGGAAGCUCUUUGGCAUCGAGAGCAGCUCGGGGACCAUCCUCUGGAAGCAGUUCCUGCCGGACGUGAAGCCGGGCUCCUCUUUCGAGCUGAUGGUGCAGAGGACCACCGCCCACUUCCCGCACCCCCCGCAGUGCACCCUCCUGGUCAAGGACAAGGAGAGCGGCCUGAGCUCCCUCUUUGUCUUCAACCCCAUCUUUGGCAAGUGGAGCCAGGUGGCCCCGCCGGCCCUCCCGCGCCCCGUCCUCCAGUCCCUCCUGCUCCCCAUCAUGGACCAGGACUACGCCAAGGUCCUGCUCCUCAUCGACGACGAGUACAAGGUGACCGUCUUCCCGGCCACCAGGAACGUCCUCCGGCAGCUGGAGGAGAUGGCUCCCUCCGUCUCCUUUUACUUGGCCGACGCGGAAAAGGGAAAGCUGAUGGGCCGCCGGCUGAGAAAGGACUUGACGACGGAGGAGACCUGGGAGAUCAGCAUCCCCCCCGACUUGCAACGCAUCGUGACGGUGAAAGGGAAGAAGUCCAACGAGCAUGUCCAUUCGCAGGGACGCGUCAUGGGGGACCGCAGUGUCCUCUACAAGUCCUUGAACCCGAACCUGCUGGCGGUGGUGACGGAGAGCGCGGACUCGCACCAGGAGCGCACCUUCAUCGGGAUCUACCUGAUUGACGGGGUCACGGGGCGCAUCAUCCACUCCUCCGUCCAGAAGAAGGCCAAGGGCCCCGUGCACAUCGUCCACUCGGAGAACUGGGUUGUGUACCAGUACUGGAACGCCAAGGCCCGCCGCAACGAGUUCACGGUGCUGGAGCUGUACGAAGGGACGGAGCAGCACAACGCCACCGCCUUCAGCUCCCUGGACCGGCCGCUCCUGCCUCAGGUCCUGCAGCAGUCCUACAUCUUCCCCUCCGCCAUCUGCGCCAUGGAGGUCACCAUCACCGAGCGGGGCAUCACCAGCCGCCACUUGCUCAUUGGGCUCCCAUCCGGUGCCAUCCUGUCCCUCCCAAAGGCCUUGCUGGACCCACGGAGGCCGGAAAUCCCGACAGAACAGACGAGGGAAGAGAACCUGAUCCCAUAUUCGCCCGACGUCCAGAUUCACGCCGAGCGCUUCAUCAACUACAACCAGACCAUUUCCCGGAUGAGGGGCAUCUACACCGCUCCUUCGGGCCUUGAGUCCACCUGCCUGGUGGUGGCGUAUGGGCUGGACCUCUACCAGACCCGGGUCUACCCCUCCAAGCAGUUUGACGUCCUGAAGGACGACUACGACUACGUCCUGAUCAGCAGCGUCCUCUUCGGCCUGGUCUUUGCCACCAUGAUCACCAAGCGGCUGGCCCAGGUCAAGCUGCUCAACCGGGCCUGGCGCUAACUCACCAGUGGGGCAAAGAGCAUGAAGAGGCACAUGAAAAGGCUCCGAUUACUUGACAGUCUCAGAAACAAAGGCGAAUUCAGCAUCGACAGCUUCUGUCCUUGUCUGUUCAGGAUCAGGUGCCUUUAGGGCAGGCUUGGGCCAACUUGGGCCCUCCGUGUGUUUUGGACUCCAACUCCCACAAUUCCUAACAGCCGGUAGGCUGUUAGGAAUUGUGGGAGUUGAAGUCCAAAACGCACGGAGGGCCCAAGUUGGUCCCAAUGACUCAUAAGAGACAAUGAUGAAUGUUGAGAUAAAUACGAAGAAAUACAAAUACGAAGAAAUACGGCACGUGGGCCUCACGGUUUGGACUGCAUUUCCCAAGGGAAGCAACACUGACCUUUUAAUAUUUAUUUCUUUCAGCUGCACUGAAAUGUUUCGAAUCUAGAAUUCCUCGUCGUUGUUUUCUUAAAAUAGUACAUUGAACUGUCUUGUUAACUUUUUAAUUGGGAAAAGUGGGAAAUCCUGAAAGUCUACGUUUAAACAACGAUCCUCCAUGAAAUUGG
Molecule: messenger RNA, 3580 nt
Organism: Anolis carolinensis (green anole)
Lineage: Eukaryota; Metazoa; Chordata; Lepidosauria; Squamata; Anolidae
Gene: emc1
Product: ER membrane protein complex subunit 1
Exons: 24
Coding region: 54-3035 (993 amino acids)
Biological process (GO): protein folding in endoplasmic reticulum
Cellular component (GO): EMC complex
Molecular function (GO): protein binding
Source: RefSeq, a predicted model, not a curated record